Messenger RNA from Peronospora farinosa, 1398 nucleotides. Lineage: Eukaryota; Oomycota; Peronosporomycetes; Peronosporales; Peronosporaceae. The record is from the annotation of a GenBank genome assembly.
AUGGAGCUCUCCGAUGAGCGUGAGAAUGACUAUCUGCGCUUCCUGCGUGGUAUGCGGCCAGAUGAUGCUAAUAUUCAGACUUGUAUGCCGGACCAAUCGUCCGAAUUGGAUUUUCGCACGUCAUUCGUAGAAUCUGAUGAACUGCCCGAGAUUGACCAUGAUGGAGCUGAAUUUGCCAGGAUGUUGUUGGCUCAGGCUGAACAGGAACAGAAGGAAUCGGAAACAGAGGAGGCUUCUAUUGUAGUGACUGGGAUGCUGCCAUUAUCUUCUGCACGUGUAGUAGUAGAGGAUGAUUACACCAGUCGAGAUACCGAGAUAAUAACUUUAGCAGACGACAUGGCCGUCCCGAUCGCGUCUAAGGACCGCUGCCGAUACUACAACAAAGGACGUACGAGAUGUAAACGAGCUGCUACAGGAUUGGACGGACGUUGCACGAUUCACAAGCUCAGUCAGUUUUGCAAACACCCUAAAUGCAGCAAGUUUAACCAGGGAGUUGGCUAUUGCAUUAAGCACGGUGGUGGCAAAAAGUGCAAGCAGGAUGGCUGCGAUAAACAGGUUCAGGGAUACGGCUUUUGCUCGGGUCAUGGUGGAAAGCCUUUGUGUCCUAUUGAAAGCUGUGAGAACAAGAGGAUGGAAGGAGGAUAUUGCAAAGCACACGGCGGCGGUAGAUUCUGUCAGCACGAAGGAUGCAAGAAACGAGAUAUCGGUGGUGGCCGAUGUAUUUCGCACGGCGGUGGCAAGAAAUGUCAGGCAAAGGAUUGCACAAAAGUAGACCGAGGUGGUGGUUUUUGCAAGGCCCAUGGCGGUGGUAAGAAAUGCGAAGUUGAUGACUGCAAGAAUUGGGCACUUGGUGGGGGCAUUUGCCUGAAGCAUAAAGGCCCAGGCAAGCGUUGCAAAACGCUUGGAUGCACGAAAUACGACCUGGGAGGAGGGCACUGCAUCGCCCAUGGCGGUGGACGCAAGUGUAUUGUGGAAGGCUGCGAUAAGAUUCGUCAGGUAAACAAACGCUGUCGUGGCCAUGGCGGCAAGGUUUUGUGCAGCGUGCCCAAUUGUGACCGUGCAGCGCAGAACCGCAAACUCUGCAAAGGUCAUGGAGGGGGGAAACUAUGUCAACACGAGGGGUGCACCAACAAGCAAAAAGGCAAAGGACUUUGUAUUCGUCACGGAGGUGGUACGAAAUGCAAAGAGAAUAACUGCAGUGCAAUAGACCGAGGUGGAGGCUAUUGCAAGGGCCACGGUGGCGGGAAAAAGUGCUCGUUUGCGUACUGCAACAAGUGGGUCGUUGGCGGUGGUAUUUGCGAGGAUCACAUGGAACUGGAGCUUUCCCAUCAGCCCGAAGACAUGUCUCGUAUUGCAGCAAACUUAUAUUUAACCAGCGAGUCCGUCGCAACAAUCUAA